Molecule: messenger RNA, 1230 nt
Organism: Haliaeetus leucocephalus (bald eagle)
Lineage: Eukaryota; Metazoa; Chordata; Aves; Accipitriformes; Accipitridae
Gene: IHH
Product: indian hedgehog
Exons: 4
Coding region: 1-1230 (409 amino acids)
Biological process (GO): cell-cell signaling; regulation of gene expression; cell fate specification
Molecular function (GO): calcium ion binding; patched binding
Source: RefSeq, a predicted model, not a curated record
AUGUCUCUGCUGCUCUCUCUGCUGAUGCCCUUAGGAUGCNNNGCGCUGCUGCUGGCGCCGGCCGUGCGCGGCUGCGGGCCGGGCAGGGUGGUGGGCAGCCGCCGCCGCCCGCCCCGCAAGCUCAUCCCGCUCGCCUACAAGCAGUUCAGCCCCAACGUCCCCGAGAAGACCCUGGGGGCCAGCGGCCGCUACGAGGGCAAGAUCGCGCGUAACUCGGAGCGCUUCAAGGAGCUCACGCCCAACUACAACCCCGACAUCAUCUUCAAGGACGAGGAGAACACCGGAGCCGACCGGCUCAUGACCCAGCGCUGCAAGGACCGCUUGAACUCCCUGGCCAUCUCCGUCAUGAAUCAGUGGCCAGGGGUGAAGCUGCGGGUGACGGAGGGCUGGGACGAGGACGGGCACCAUUCGGAGGAGUCGCUUCAUUACGAGGGCCGAGCCGUGGACAUCACGACCUCGGACCGGGACCGCAACAAGUACGGCAUGCUGGCUCGCUUGGCCGUGGAGGCUGGCUUUGACUGGGUCUACUACGAGUCCAAGGCGCACAUCCACUGCUCCGUCAAGUCAGAACACUCGGCUGCUGCGAAGACAGGGGGCUGCUUCCCUGGGCGGGCGCUGGCGACGCUGGAGGACGGUGCCCAGACACCGCUGUGGGCACUGCGCCCUGGCCAGCGGGUGCUGGCAAUGGAUGGGACGGGCAGGCCCACCUACAGCGACUUCUUGGCUUUCCUGGACAAGGAGCCCCGCGCACUCACCUCCUUCCAUGUCAUCGAGACGCGGGAGCCGCCCCGGCGCCUGGCCCUGACGCCCACCCACCUGCUCUUCGUGGCCGAGAAUGCCUCGGCGCCCACCGCUCGCUUCCGCCCCACCUUUGCCAGCCACGUGCGCCCCGGACAUUUUGUGCUGGUGGCAGUGGGGGGUGGUGGCUUGCAGCCCGCCGAGGUGGUGGGGGUGCGGGACCGGAGGGACGUGGGAGCCUACGCCCCACUGACGCGCCACGGGACGCUGGUGGUGGACGGUGUGGUGGCCUCGUGCUUUGCCCUGGUGCAGGAGCAACAUCUGGCGCAGCUGGCCUUCUGGCCGCUCCGGCUCUACCACAGCCUGGUGGGGUGGCCAGGGGCGCAGGGGGACGGUGUGCACUGGUACUCGGGGCUGCUCUACCGCCUGGGCAGGCUGCUCUUGCCCCCCGACAGCUUCCACCCACUGGGGGUACCCUGGGCGGAGAGCUGA